Molecule: messenger RNA, 1419 nt
Organism: Emiliania huxleyi CCMP1516
Lineage: Eukaryota; Haptophyta; Isochrysidales; Noelaerhabdaceae
Exons: 4
Coding region: 1-1116 (371 amino acids)
Source: RefSeq, a predicted model, not a curated record
AUGAGCAAGCGAUACAGCCCGCCGACGCUGAGACUGGCGAAGGCGGCGAACCAGAGCGGUGGCUUCCCAUGCGUGGUCGUCUAUGCCCAGGAUGAUGUCCCUGAGCUCUGCGACCCGCACAUCCUCCCGAUCCGCAUCGAGCCGCCUCUUCUGCCGGAUCGCUUCUGGUGCAACGCUUCUAAAAUGAACCCGCUGUGGGGCUGGGCCAGAGCCCAGCUCUACAAGACCUACGCCCUCGCAUCCCUCCUCCGAGAGGGGUUUGACGUGCUCUUGCUCGACGCCGACCACCGCGCGAGCGCUGACCCGAUGCCAACACUGCGCAAGGCGCGCGCACAGGGCCUGGACGUCGUAGCGCAGGCGGCUGACUUUGGUCGCGGGUACCUGAACUUUGGCGUGUCCUGGACACGCGCGUCACCAAGGACCUCGGCCCUCGCGCAGCGCCUGCACAAUCGCUCAUUCCGCGGCUGGGACCAGUACUUGUGGAACGUGGAGAUCGGCGCCGCCGACCUUGCGUGCUGCCAGCACAAGCAGCUUCCCAUCAUCCGUAAUCGGCAGCCUCGCAAGCAGCUGCCGGAGAGUGCCUACGGCGCACACGGUGACAGCAUGGAGACGAGCACCUACGACCUCUCCGGCAAGACGCUGACGAUUGCGCCCAUCGGCGGUCAGCAUCACACGCAUGGUAUGUUCAACGUCAUCUCUUGCGGCACCAUGUCCUUCACCUUCAAUGUUGACAUCCAAGGCGACAAGAUGCAGUUUAACAACAUGAAGGUCUUCGGGUUCGCGCCAAUCUCGCCGUGCCCACUUAUCCCCUACUGUGGGUUUGGGCCAUUCGCAAACGUGCCGAAAUUUGAGAAGGACCCGUCGACCGGCAAGUGGGUUGGCACGGGUGAGUCGCUAUGCGCGGGCGGCUGCUGCGUGCCGAUGUUCCACAACAAGGGUGACGUGAUCGUCAUCACCGACGCCAACGACGGCUCCUCCGCCGAGAAGCCGAUCCAAUUCCUCUCCGGCUCCUCCCCCUCGUAUCCGCCCUGCCUCUGGAACAUGCACGUCGCCGACGCGUACGUCGUCGCCCUCGGCGGCGCGCCGGACGCCGCGGUAAUGCUGAUGGAGCGCUAACUAAAAGCGCGCGCGCUGCUCGCUCUGGGGACUGGGCGCCGCGUCUCAGACCUCGUCUCUCUCAGUGAGUGGCCUGCGAUCCGGCGCGCAGGAUAAUGAGUGACUUUAGCUGUGAGCUGUGAGGGUGUUCAGCCACGACCACUGACUGACUGGUCACGUUGGUUGCGCUGCUCGGGCCUCGGCCCUAGCAAGCAGUCUCCCCGGCCGCGAGCGAUCGAAUUCCGGACGAUCAUCACGUGCGGGGUAUAGUGAGAUGUCUCGGAAGCUCCCCGCGAGCAUGCUCCGCCCAUGAGCUCCCCCUUC